CAGGAACCGGAUACUCAAGGUCGUCUACCGCGAACCUCGCAACCUCAACUGUAGUGCGGCACAACCGCUGGGACCGCGGUAACCGCAGCACAUCAUGGAGAUGCAGGACAACAAGAUGGUGCUCCAUGGAGUGGACAAUCGCGCCAUGGUGUGGGACACUUCAGAUGUUCUCUCUAACCACUCCAAACCUCCACCGGAGUACAAACCUCCACUGGACCGGAAGCCCCCGCCGGAGUAUAAACCCCCCGCUGUACCAGAGCUUCCAGAUCAUUUCCCCGCUGUGGAAGGCAUUGGACACAUGCAGCGGCCCAAACAUCCCACAUCGUACUCUGAGACGUUAGCCCAUCUCCUGAAAGGGAACAUUGCGUCCGGCAUGUAUGCGAUGGGAGACGCCUUCAAGAACGGAGGACUGUUGUUGGCUCCUUUUCUCACAGUGUUUCUGGGAAUUAUUUGUGUUUUCAACCAACACAUUCUGGUGAAUUGUGCCAAUGCUAUGAGAGAGAGAAACAAGCUAAAUUAUUACCCAGGGUUUGACGAUACAGUAGAAUUAUGUUUUGAUGCUGGACCGCCAAUGUUUCGCCGCUAUGCCAAAACUGGAAGAUCAGCUGUUAACUUCUUCAUAAUCACGGCUCAGCUAGGAUUCUGCUGCGUCUACAUGGUCUUUGUCACCAGCACGACCCAUCAGAUUCUAGAGAACUUCGGAUACCACAUGGAUAUCCAUCUCAACAUGGUCAUCACUCUUGUGUUUAUCAUGGCCUUCAUUAUCAUUCGGAACCUCAAAUACCUUGCGCCGGUCUCGUUGUUCGCCACAGUCACUAUGGUCGUUGGCGUCGCCCUCACCAUCUACAUCAGCUGUGAUGAGCUCCCGCCAAUUGCUGCUCGGCACGCCAUCCCCACUCUGGUGCAGCUGCCUCUGUUCUUCGGUACUGUGAUCUACGCCUACGAGGGAAUCAGUUUGGUAUUGCCGCUGCAGACAGAAAUGAGGCACCCAGACAAGUUCAACAGUCCGUUGGGAGUUCUGAACGUCGGAAACAUCAUCGUAACUCUGCUCUUGCUUAUCAUGGGCUUCAUCGGAUACCUCAAGUAUGGAGAUGAUGUCCAGGGCAGUCUCACACUCAAUCUCCCUCAUGAUAACACGCUGUCCCAGUGUGUGAAAAUAGCCAUCGCCAUCGGUAUCUUGUUGACAUACCCGAUCAUGUUCUACGUUCCUGUAGCUCUGAUCUGGCCGGCUGUGGUAGAACGCUGGGGACCUUUUGACAAACCUGUCAGAUACGAAAUCAUCCUAAGGAUACUACUGUGUCUUCUAACUUUUGUCCUCGCCGAGGUAAUACCAGACCUCAGUCUAUUCAUCUCGCUGGUCGGCGCAGUCAGCAGCACGGCGCUAGCGCUGGUGUUCCCCCCUCUCUGUGAUAUAAGCAUGCGCCAGCUAGACGGAGACUUUGGCUUCCUAGGCUGGCGUAAGAUGGUGAACUAUCUAACGCUCCUCAUCGCUUUAUUCGGUUUUUGCACCGGAACGUACUUUAGUUUAGUUCACAUUGUACAGUCUUUUGGCUUGCACUGAUUUUGUAAAAUAGUUUCUUAGACUUAGGCAGUUAACUUAUUUAUUUAAGUGAAAGUGUCAUAUGAUUCUUGUGCUUUCAAAUUUUGAGUGAAUUUUUAUAUGAUGAUUAAAGUUGUAGAUGAAAAGUAGAGAAAAAACCUUUUGCUGGAUUUAUCAAAAGGUGGGGUGAAUGGUUUCCAACAAUUUCAUUGUAAUUUUUGUUAAAUCCUUUUCCAGUUUUAUCAGGUUUAACGAAACUUAGUGAUCAUAAAAUCUAAAAAUAUUUAACGCACGUUUCUUAUCGUAUGUAUUGACUUAAUAGAGUUCAAAACAAUUUUUAAACCCAUUUUUUCUGUUUGAUGAAGUGAUAAGAAACACAUUUUUAUCAGUACCUAAAUGUUUAAAUUUAAGGGGCAUAAAUUUAACUAUGUGUAAAUAUUCAAUCAAAUAGGUUUAAUAUUUGAUUUUUUAGGCUCACAUACUUACUUUGUACUCAAAGAAACAUAUUAAUUUUUUAAGCUUUCCUCCAUCCUCAGAUGACUUAAAAUAAUAUUAGUUAAUUAUGGUAAUUUUGCACUGUAUUCUUAAAUAUUUAUAUGAUCUAGUAUAAAAAUACUUACCUCUUAGCAUAAAAAGAAGUAUAAAUGAGUUUAGAUAAUUAAUUAUUGUAAAUAUUUGUAGAUAGUUUUAUACCUAAUGUAUGUAUAUUGUAAUUAAUGUGAACAAAAAUGCUGUGAUACGACUUUUCCAUUUUAGAGAAAUUGUAAACUCGUUUUAUCAUUUAGGAUAUCGUCCAUUGAGAGUAAUAGAACUAAGUUAAUGUUUUAUAAUUGAUUCACUGACAAUAACUUUUAACUUUUUAUUGGAUCGUGACAAUUAUUAUGUAUACCCUUUGACUAUUGUUAGAACUUCAGUACUGGAAUCCAAAAGUCAAUGGUAGAGCUUAAAAGUUGUAUUCAUGCCACUGCUACAACUUUCAAAAAAAUUAUCAACUAUACCAAAGUUUCUAUAAAACCAACCACAAAUACUUAAACAGAACCAGUAUGGAUCGUAAACAUAAAGAAAUUACUUUGCUGGCCUGAAUCCUAUACUAGCAUUAACAUGUGGUUUAUACAGUUCCAUUUAAGCAAUAUGUUUAUUUUCCAGCUAGUAGCAUUUUGUUUAUGUUUAUGAUCCAUACCGUGUCUGAUUAAAUAUUCAUUGAACCAACCCAAGUUAGAAUUAACAAAUAUUCACCUCAAGUGGCAGCAAAAUAAAAUUCUUUGCUACUAUAUCAAAAUUGUAUAUUUUAAUAAGGAAUGUAACAAAUUAAUUAGGUUAACUUGUUGAGAUGUAUCUUCUAAGUUGAUAAGUUAAAGUUGUAUUUUUAUCACUGUGAUUUCUGUAAUUUAAAGUAUUAUUGUGUAAAUAUUUUCUAUUUUAGGAGUAGGUUUUAGGAAAACACUGUAUUUUGGAGAAAUAUAUAAUGAUACAUAAUUCUUGGUGAAAUUUUAAAACUGAAAUGUAUAAUAAUAAUAGAGUGUAUAUAACAUUUUUAAAUAAGAUUGUACAUAUUUAUAACAUGUAAUUAGAAGAAUAAAGCACAUUUACAACAUA
Molecule: messenger RNA, 3136 nt
Organism: Macrosteles quadrilineatus (aster leafhopper)
Lineage: Eukaryota; Metazoa; Arthropoda; Insecta; Hemiptera; Cicadellidae
Product: proton-coupled amino acid transporter-like protein CG1139
Exons: 9
Coding region: 95-1561 (488 amino acids)
Biological process (GO): amino acid transmembrane transport
Cellular component (GO): vacuolar membrane
Molecular function (GO): amino acid transmembrane transporter activity
Source: RefSeq, a predicted model, not a curated record